Molecule: messenger RNA, 1826 nt
Organism: Alligator sinensis (Chinese alligator)
Lineage: Eukaryota; Metazoa; Chordata; Crocodylia; Alligatoridae
Gene: PRKCSH
Product: protein kinase C substrate 80K-H
Exons: 19
Biological process (GO): N-glycan processing; liver development
Cellular component (GO): glucosidase II complex
Molecular function (GO): calcium ion binding; protein binding
Source: RefSeq, a predicted model, not a curated record
GCCGCCACAUUCAAAAUGGCCGCCCCUGCGGGCCCUCGCCACUCUCAAGAUGGCGGCAGAGCAAAGCCAUUCCCUUUGUGCUACCCACCCCCUCAGCCGCGCGCCUUCCUGAUACCAGUCCGAACCGGAAGUCACUACGCUGUUCGCUUCCGGUUUCUUGAGCGUGGUCCUGGACUUGGCUCCGCGCGACUUCCCCCACCCACCCCCUCACGUGACGGGAAGUACCCUUGUGCAUUGACUGUGAUGCUGCUGCUGGUGCUGCUGUGCCCCUUGCUGGGCGCCCUGGCCUGUGCUGUGGAGGUGAUGCGGCCCCGGGGUGUCUCCCUCACCAACCAUCAUUUCUAUGAUGAGAUGAAGCCCUUCACGUGCCUGGAUGGGUCGACAACCAUCGCCUUCGAGUGGGUCAAUGACGACUACUGUGACUGCCCCGACGGCUCUGAUGAGCCAGGGACUUCAGCCUGCCCCAAUGGACGUUUCCACUGCACCAAUGCUGGGUUCCGGCCUCAGUACAUCCCCUCGUCCCGUGUCAAUGACGGCGUCUGUGACUGCUGUGAUGCCACGGACGAGUACAACAGCGGCUCUGUGUGUGAAAACACCUGCAAGGAACUGGGCCGGCGGGAGCGUGAGGCACUGCAGCAGAUGGCAGAGGUGGCACGCGAGGGCUUCCGGCUCAAGCAGGUGCUGAUCGAGGAGGCCACCAAGGGCCGUGAAGAGAAGCAGAAACAACUGGGGGAACUGCAGGAAGGCAGGCGGGGGCAGGAGGAACGGGUGGGGGCACUGCGCCUGGCUAAGGAGGCGGCCGAGAAGCCUGAGAAGGAGGCCAAGGACAUGCAUCACAAGCGCUGGGAGGCAGAGCAGCAGGCCCUGGUACAGGCAGCCCAGGAGCAGGCGCAAGCCCACAAGGCCUUUGAGGAGCUCGACAGUGACAGCAAUGGCCUGGUGACAGUGGCUGUGCUGCAGGCCCAUGCAGAGCUGGAUGCACAAGGGGAUGGGAGAGUCACUGAGAGCCUGCGGUGAUGGAGCCUUGUCUGGCAGACGCUGCUGGGGGACACGGUGCAGACUGACCUGCCCGGCUUCCAUGACACCGUCUGGGCCGCAAUCAAGGAACACUACAAGUCUGAGGGUCCAGCUGAGGUGGCACCUGAGCCUGAGCCCCCCACAGCUGAACCCCCGGAGCCAGUGCCUGAAGAUGAGGAGGAAGAGGAAGAUGAUGAUGAGGGAGGCUCGGAGGAUGAGCCCACGGUGGCCCCUGCUAAGCCCCCCUCACAGGAGAGCGAGGAGGAAAAGAUGCCGCCCUAUGACGCUGCCACCCAGGCUCUAAUUGACGCUGCCCAGAAGGCGCGGGAGGAGUUUGAGGAAGCUGAGCGGUCCCUGAAGGAGGUGGAAGAGUCCAUCAGGAACCUGGAGCAAGAGAUCUCCUUUGACUUCGGCCCCCAUGGGGAGUUCUCCUACCUCUACAGCCAGUGCUAUGAGCUCAGCACUAGCGAAUACAUUUACCGGCUCUGUCCCUUUAAGAGAGUGUCCCAAAAGCCGAAACACGGAGGGUCUGAGACCAACCUAGGGAGGUGGGGCUCCUGGGCUGGCACCGAGGACGACCGGUUCAGCGUCAUGAAAUAUGAGCAUGGGACGGGCUGCUGGCAGGGCCCUGCCCGCAGCACCAUGGUGAAGCUGUUGUGUGGGAAGGAGACGGUGGUGACAGCAGCCACGGAGCCCAGCCGCUGCGAGUACAUGCUGCACUUGGAAACCCCAGCCGCUUGCCAGGAGCCCCAUGAAGUCCCCCCUGGUGACCAUGAUGAGCUCUGAGGCCCAUGGAUCAGUGCCAGAAA